UGCCUGUCCACGUACUCCCUCUAUGUUUCCACGCGAUUAAGGCGUCCUCACAGAUUAACGGAGUCUCUGGUCAAAUAUUUCGGAUCGUCCGUCUCGGUCAUCUUUGCGCGAGCAUGGCUCUGAUCACCAGGAACACCGCCUCACGCCUCCCUCUCCUCCUCUCCGCAAACCGCUCUCUUUCUCUGCACACCACAACACCUUCUCUCUCCCCCACCUCCUCCUCAUCUGCGCCAACCACAUAUGCUCGCCCGCUGCCUCCGUCCGCCUCUGGCCCCGUUGGAGGGCUUUCAAAGACAGCCGAGUACGUGAUCUCGAAGGUGGACGAUCUCAUGAACUGGGCUCGGCGCGGUUCAAUCUGGCCUAUGACCUUUGGUCUCGCCUGCUGCGCUGUCGAGAUGAUGCACACUGGCGCCGCGCGCUACGAUUUUGACCGUUUCGGUGUCAUUUUCAGGCCUAGUCCUCGCCAAUCCGACUGUAUGAUUGUCGCCGGAACCCUCACCAAUAAGAUGGCUCCUGCUCUUCGCAAGGUUUAUGACCAAAUGCCUGAGCCUAGGUGGGUCAUCUCUAUGGGAAGCUGUGCAAACGGUGGUGGAUACUACCACUAUUCUUACUCUGUCGUCCGGGGUUGCGAUAGGAUUGUCCCUGUGGACAUCUAUGUUCCCGGUUGCCCGCCAACUGCCGAGGCCUUGCUCUAUGGAGUUCUCCAGCUGCAGAAGAAGAUCAACAGGCGCAAAGAUUUCCUCCAUUGGUGGACCAAAUGAACAUGUUACUUGUGGGCAUUUUUGGCAGCACAAACGUGAGAAACUGAAAAUAAUAAAACCAGCAUACUAUAUUUUGCAUUGUAAAAUGCUGUGUGAAACGAGAAGACUGUUUAUUGUUAAAGUUUGUUCCCUAUAAUUAUGCUGCUUUCAUAAGUUAGUCCUUUUGUGACCAGAAGUUCUUGUAAUCGCUGCAAAUUGUGUUCAACUUUCGUUAUAGUUUAAAGUUUGAUUCCCAUGAAGUAUCAUCAAUUAUUAUUACUAA
Messenger RNA from Tripterygium wilfordii, 1023 nucleotides. Its product is annotated as NADH dehydrogenase [ubiquinone] iron-sulfur protein 7, mitochondrial. Gene Ontology annotation, biological process: mitochondrial respiratory chain complex I assembly; aerobic respiration; electron transport coupled proton transport. The record is from RefSeq and is a predicted model, not a curated record. Gene Ontology annotation, molecular function: 4 iron, 4 sulfur cluster binding; quinone binding; NADH dehydrogenase (ubiquinone) activity. The transcript has 2 exons. The coding region runs from base 114 to 761 and encodes 215 amino acids. NCBI's taxonomy places the organism in Eukaryota, Viridiplantae, Streptophyta, Magnoliopsida, Celastrales, Celastraceae.